Alosa alosa (allis shad) is the source of this 2008-nucleotide messenger RNA. Its product is annotated as histone deacetylase 2. NCBI's taxonomy places the organism in Eukaryota, Metazoa, Chordata, Actinopteri, Clupeiformes, Clupeidae. Gene Ontology annotation, molecular function: histone deacetylase activity. The record is from RefSeq and is a predicted model, not a curated record. The transcript has 14 exons. The coding region runs from base 106 to 1575 and encodes 489 amino acids.
CUCCACCCACUUUGCCCUGUUUUUUUCUUUGCAACAUUGACCGACUGCUAGACCCUGUUCUGUUCUAAUUUUGCACGGUGUCGGUUUGGCGAAAAGUAGUCAAACAUGGCUUACACGCUUUCAACUGGUACCAAAAAGAAGGUCUGCUACUAUUAUGACGGUGAUAUUGGAAACUACUAUUAUGGCCAAGGUCACCCUAUGAAACCCCAUAGGAUCCGCAUGACUCACAACCUGCUGUUAAACUAUGGACUGUACAGAAAAAUGGAGAUAUAUAGGCCACAUAAGGCCACUGCAGAAGAAAUGACAAAGUACCACAGUGAUGACUACAUAAAAUUCCUGCGGUCUAUUCGUCCAGACAACAUGUCAGAGUUCAGCAAGCAGAUGCAACGCUUCAAUGUUGGGGAGGACUGCCCAGUGUUCGAUGGGUUGUUUGAGUUCUGCCAGCUCUCCACAGGUGGCUCAGCCGCUGGAGCUGUGAAGUUGAACAGACAGCAGACGGACAUCGCUGUGAACUGGGCAGGUGGUCUCCACCAUGCCAAGAAGUCGGAGGCCUCGGGGUUCUGUUACGUUAAUGACAUUGUCCUCGCCAUUCUUGAGUUGCUGAAGUAUCAUCAAAGAGUGCUCUACAUUGACAUCGACAUCCAUCAUGGUGAUGGGGUGGAGGAGGCCUUCUACACCACUGACCGAGUCAUGACUGUGUCCUUCCAUAAGUACGGAGAGUAUUUCCCCGGGACAGGAGACCUCAGGGAUAUUGGCGCUGGAAAGGGCAAAUACUAUGCGGUCAACUUCCCCCUGAGAGACGGUAUUGAUGAUGAAUCUUACGAGCAGAUAUUCAAACCAGUGAUGGCCAAGGUGAUGGAGAUGUACCAGCCCAGUGCGGUGGUUCUGCAGUGCGGUGCAGACUCUCUGUCAGGAGACAGGCUGGGCUGCUUCAACCUCACCAUCCGUGGCCAUGCCAAGUGUGUGGAGUACAUGAAGUCCUUCAACCUGCCACUGCUCAUGCUGGGUGGAGGCGGUUACACCAUCCGCAACGUGGCCCGCUGCUGGACCUACGAGACGGCUGUCGCCCUGGACACGGACAUCCCUGACGAGCUUCCAUACAAUGACUACUUUGAGUACUUUGGCCCAGACUUCAAGCUGCACAUCAGUCCAUCCAACAUGACCAACCAGAACACUAAUGAGUACAUGGACAAAAUCAAGCAGCGUCUGUUUGAGAACCUGCGCAUGCUGCCCCACGCUCCAGGCGUGCAGAUGCAGGCCAUCCCAGAGGAUAGCAUCCCCGACGACAACGUGGACGAGGACACCGAGGACCCAGACAAGCGCUUGUCCAUCCGUGCGUCUGAUAAGAGGAUAGCGUGUGAUGAGGAGUUCUCCGACUCUGAGGACGAGGGAGAGGGCGGCCGGAGGAACGUGGCCAAUCACAAGAAAGGAGCCAAGCGAGCCCGUGUGGAGGAGGACAAAAAAGAGGGAGAGGAGAAGAAAGUUGAAGUGAAGGAGGAGGAGAAGGCCAAGGAGACUAGCACAGAGAAGCCGGACACAAAAAGCGUGAAGAGCGAACAGACCAGCAGUGCCUGAAAUGGCCACAAGGGGGAAGACUGCUCCACACUGGCAGGCUUGAUGGCAGUGGUGCCUCUCGCUUCACAUACCAGACUCGAUGCCCACAAGCAUUAUAUUUAUUAUUAAAAUGUGUCAUCGAUACAUGUUUGGUUUUGUUCCAUGUUUCUCUUUCUUUUCCUUUCUUUCUCUCUUUGGUUGUAAUUCCAUUGUCCUUUGUUAAUUGUGACAGUCCUUUUUAAUCCAUCUUGCCGCUUACAGCGUGAAUUUGCUGUCUAUCCCUUUGGAAGCUAAAUGUUUUUAAAUAGGCUUUUUAUUUUUUGGAAAUGAACUGUCUGUUUGUAUUGACGUGUCCUAGAGAGAAUAAUGUGGUUGUUAGAAAUGAAACCUGCAUCGACUUCAUGUUUGUCUCAAAUUUGAUAUUUUGCAUUUAUGUAUUAAAAUGUUUUUUAUA